UUAUUUAUGCAUCAAAUAGGUUGGUUGGUUUGGCACAGCAAGGGGAACGUAAUGUCCCACUAAUAGCCCAUCGACCUAUAAUAUUAUGCCUGUUCACCUGCAUCUACUGGACUUGGGACCCACCACACGAGGGCUCAUUGGACCAAACCAAGCCUGGUUGUUUCUCUUUCUGUUUUCUGCUUCAUCUCCCGUAUCCUUAAAAUAAGGGAAUAAAAACUUGGAGGGUUGGGUCUUUUCUUUUCCAUCCUAUUCCUCCUGAGUGAGUGAGAGAGUGCUUCCGAUCACCUAUUGCACUGAACCGAGUUGAGCACACGACGCUUUUUUCUUUUCAGAUUUGUUUCAUCUAUUGAACGGGUGUCGUGGUAAUCGCUGAAUACGUGCGCACGGUAGACUACGCUUGCAAACAACAACGACAGCAACAGCAGGAACAAAGAGAAGUAGAAGAAUAAGGCUAGAUCAUGGCUGCGAUUUCUCGAGGGGCUGAAGAGGAGCAGGGUGCGUCCCUAAAAGAACUCCUGCUCGAAUCCGCCCGGCGAAAUAAUACCGACCUCCUCGAAGAAGUUAUUUCAGAGGGCGCUUCCGGUCUCGCUGAUCUGUUAAAUAAUACCCGAGACGGGGUUGGUAAUACUGCUGUUCAUCUUGCGGCGAAAAAUGGCUCUCUGGAAGUACUGGACUUGCUCCUCGACCAAGAAGGCCUAGAAGUCGACCCACUGGACAGAAUGGAGAAGGAAACUCCUCUUCAUAAGGCUGUUUUAUACGCAAAAUCUCGGGAGGAGGGUGGAUUGGAGGUGGUGGAGAUGCUGAUCGAUGCUGGGGCUGAUCCUAGGAUACGGAACAAAGCCAAGCAAAGACCUGUAGAUAUUGUCGACCCAAGAGAUACCGAGCUACGCGUUGUGCUGCAGAAAGCGGAGUACCUCAUGACGGCUGGGGGUGAUAUUGUGCCCGAGUCAGAUGACGAGGGUGAUGGAGGGAGUGCUUCAGAUUCGGAGUGAGGCGCUAUGGGGAAUUGUGGUGUUUGAACGCUUGGGUGUUGGGGGUUAACCUGCAGUGCCCUUUCUCUAUCUUGUUGACUGGGUGGAAUGGACAUGAGCGAGGGGGAAAGAGGGGAGAGGGGGUGAAGUAAAUGAUAUGAAUAUAUGGAAUACGAGUUGUUUGGUGUUGUUUUGUUGCUUUGGGCAUAUACGGGGAUGCUUUGAAGGCUUCCCUUGCGGGCUGAGGCCUCCCAGAGGAAAGAAGGGUGAGGGCUGGUCAGUUGGCCAUGGGGUAUCACCUGGGAUCUCGUUCCCUCGGUGGGAUGGGGUGGUUUAGAAUUGAAUUUAUUAUACCCCGA
Tuber melanosporum (Perigord truffle) is the source of this 1330-nucleotide messenger RNA. RefSeq lists its product as uncharacterized. Lineage: Eukaryota; Fungi; Ascomycota; Pezizomycetes; Pezizales; Tuberaceae. Gene Ontology annotation, molecular function: protein binding. Gene Ontology annotation, cellular component: nucleus; cytoplasm. The transcript is spliced from 4 exons. The record is from RefSeq and is a predicted model, not a curated record. Bases 459 to 992 code for a protein of 177 amino acids.